UCACAUCUGACAAGCACAGCUCUAUGGAGAUGUCAGGCAACACGGUGGAAUUAAAGACACAGGUGUGCGCACACAACGGCACGUCAGGAACACAUCUGCUGCCGUCUUUGUUGGGGGAGAUGCCGGGACAGACAGUACAACGUCGCAAAUCGAUUUCUGUAAAAGUACAAUAAAAUAAAACCAUGAAGAAUUUAAGUAAACGUCAACAAUGAAAACUUUAUGAAGCUGCCAGAUGUAGCCAAACCUUGGAGCUCUCCAUUGCAACCUUGCCUCCUCCCUUCAACUCUGCUUCCCAUACGCCCUCCCCCUUUCACUUAAUCUCUCCCCUCUCUCUCUCUCUCUCUCUCUCUCUCUCUCUCCCUGUGUCUCACCCACCUUCAUGCACAUUCGGAAACACACACACAAACAGAAAACGAGGAGAAAGCCAGAGAGCGGAACUGCGGCGGCACGAUGGGGAUAUUCUGCCUGCGUGGGCUCCGUCACUGAGGGUGUCCGGAGUUCAGCUACAGCGUGCGCACCUCUAUGGGUGUGAGUGUGUGUGUGAGUGUGUGUGUGUGUGUGUGUGAGUGAGUGUGUGUGAGCGUGGAUACAUUCAGGCUUGAGUGAGUGAAAGCAAUCGACACCGCGAGGGGGGGAAAGGAGAGAGGGGGGGAGAGGAGUGUUGACUCAGUCCGGACGCCACAGGAUCAGAGGACGCGGAUGUGCGACAACUACUCCCAACAGCUGCCGCCGCUGCCGCUGCUGCUCUGCAUGGCUUCGUGUCCUCUCAACUUCUGCCAUGGAAAAGCCUCCUCUCCCAGCUCGCCUCUAAUCCGCUGAGGGGAACGGGCAUGCAUGGGCACAAGCGGGGAUCUAGGCUAUCGCAUCUUUUACGUCAGCAUCUCACAGUCUGAGGAAACAUGGUGAGCAAGGAGGGUGGCAAAUGCCUGCUCACCAACUCAGAGUCUGACUCGGAGGCAACGCCUUUGCCCUCCACCUCGCUGGCGCUGGAGUACUCCUUGGAAGCUAGUCGACAGGUGAGGAAGAGAAACAAAGCCCUGCAAGUGCGCUUCAAGGACAUCUGCGAGGCACAGAACGAGCAGAGGGAGGCGGAGCUGCAGGCGGCAGGAAAAGGCGGCAAGCCAAUGUCGUACAAAGUGGCGUACCGCAAGUACAUGACCGUCCCCGCCCGCCGAUCCAUCCCGAAUGUCACGAGGAGCACGGGCGUCCAGACGUCCCCCGACCUGAAGAAACGCUACCAGACCUUUCCCUUUGAGCGCAAGAAAGGCCACACGUUUAAGCAUGUGGCGGCAGUGGAGACGUAUAAAGGUCAGGACAACGGCUUUGUCGUGGAGGCGAAGCAAUCCAAAGCGGCCGAGCAGGGUUUAGACGAGGAGGAGGAGGAGGGAGCGAGCAGGGGGAGAGCGGUCCUGAGGACCAGGGCUCUGCUCCAUACUAAUGAGUGCAUCGCCACAGUGGAGCAGCACAGCACACCUGACGGCCUGUGCUCUGAUGCUCUGCAGCUCAGUUGCACUGCAGACACAGACUGCCUCGCGGGUACGCCGAGCGGAAGCGGAGCCGGAACACAGGGGGAGUACCAGCUUUGCAGCGUCCCGUCCAAAGCCGGAACUGGAUUACAACACAGGGAGUCGGAGGUAGACCGCCUGGCCAAGAGGCAGCUGCUCAAUUUGGAGGAAGGCUCAUCCCGAACUCUCCCAGAUCGAGCCUCCAAGGUUACAGGCCCCAUCGCCUGGAACUCUCUCACACAGGUGGAGUGUCUGGACAGUCCGUCUGUGCAGAGCAAGAGGAAGAAGGGCCUGCAGCUGAACGGAAUAUCGAGUGAAACUCUGCCGCGAGCCGGCAGGGGCUGUACGACGCAGGCACAGUGCAACACGGGAAAGCUCUCAGCCCGGCCUCUACGGGGCAUGGAGGAGCCUCUGUCAGGGUGCAUGGGCGGUCAGGCCGAUGGGGCCUCGUCUGACCAAACACAAGAAGCCUGCAAGCAAAUAGUGCCUGUGAACCAGGAUGGGGAUGUAAAAGCACAGCUCCAAGCCAUGGAAAACCUCAUCAGCUCCAGCCAAGAGACCAUCAAGGUGCUGCUGGGGGUCAUCCAGGAACUGGAGAAGGGAGAGGCACACAGAGAAGGACUCUCCUAUCGAACCGGACAGGACACCGCCAACUGUGACACAUGCCGGAACAGCGCAUGCAUUAUUUACAGCGUGGAACUGGACUUCAAGCUACAAGAGGACAAGCUGCAGCCACUGAUGAAAAGGCUUUGUCCUCCGAUGGACUCGCACUUCCCUCCCCUGCCUUACCCGCAGGAGGCCUUCACCUCCACCCCAAAACGCAAGUCCAAAGCUGAAUCCAAGAAGCAUGCCCGCUGGAAACUUUGGUUCCUGUGAGAGCUACGGGAUGGUCUUCAAAACACGAAUCCGACACAGGAUUUAAGCGGGGAAUCUAAAAUUUCUUCACUUUAUUUUGUUUUCACACCCUGCAGGAUUUUAUAGACCUGCUAGGCACUUUAGUGGAGAGCUCUGGAUACGCCAAGAUGGCAGGAUAAGUGAUAGAAGCGUUGACUGCAUGGAUAACUCAUAUGGUCACGGCCAACAAAAAUGGAAUAAGUCAUAACUUUGCCCAAUUUCCUGAAACAGCAACAACAGGGAUUCAGAGAACAGCAAGGCGAGGGGACGGGUUUACUUGCUGCUGUCCCUUGGCUUCUAUUUUUGAUAACUGAUGUAGACCUGCUCCUGUUUCGUGCGGACGGAAAAACGUCCGCCGUGUUUCUAUUCGGCUGGUUUGGGUCUUCUUUUUCUCCUCAGCCUCCAGGAGAGGCUGGUCGCUCAACGCUGAACCUCCAUAAACAGCAUAUCAUUGUACUGCAAAGCACAACUAAUACUUUUCAGGAAUCCAUACCUCCAGAAUAACCAGAGAGAAUCAUUUUGAUCAGCUCUUACCAACUUUACAUGACGGAAUGAGGAUCUUCAUUAGCAAAAGACCUAAAGGAGAAUACAUCAGAGAUGUUUUUUUUUUUUUGUUUUUGUUUUGGGAGUUCUGUGAUAAACCUUCUUUUCACUGACAAAAUGUGUCAUAAGAAUAUCUGACUUUGGAGAAAAUAAUGAAUAAAUAACGCUUAUUUUCUUAAUAACA
Messenger RNA from Fundulus heteroclitus (mummichog), 3126 nucleotides. RefSeq names its product inhibitory synaptic factor 2A (gene insyn2a). Gene Ontology annotation, biological process: inhibitory postsynaptic potential. Bases 900 to 2381 code for a protein of 493 amino acids. The transcript is spliced from 4 exons. The record is from RefSeq and is a predicted model, not a curated record. Lineage: Eukaryota; Metazoa; Chordata; Actinopteri; Cyprinodontiformes; Fundulidae. Gene Ontology annotation, cellular component: postsynaptic density.